This is a messenger RNA of Galleria mellonella (greater wax moth), 397 nucleotides long. RefSeq lists its product as uncharacterized. The record is from RefSeq and is a predicted model, not a curated record. Lineage: Eukaryota; Metazoa; Arthropoda; Insecta; Lepidoptera; Pyralidae. The transcript has 2 exons. The coding region runs from base 1 to 360 and encodes 119 amino acids.
AUGUGUUCCAGAACUGUUAUAGUUUUGUUUUUAUUAUCUGUGGCAUUUGUUUUCACAAUAGCUGAACAAAAUGAUAUAGAAGCCAGAGGGAAGAAAAAGAAAAUAGCAUUAUUUGUAUACUUCGCAGACUUGGUCAUAAAGAAGAUUUUCAUAUUGAAACUGAUAUACGCGUUCGUGUUUUGGGUGGUGUUGCACAAGGCUGGCUACUUCCUCGGAUGGUUCGCGAGCUACCUCAAGGAGAAGAAGGAGGACGACCACCAUCAUUACGGCCAUCAUCAUCACUACGAACCGCCUUAUGUCCCUUACAGAAGGAAAGCUGAACCCUAUGUAUAUAGUACGAUAAAUAAUAGUGAAAUUUAAAUAGUACAGUUUUCUACUACAAUUAAUACUUUUUUUU